UUCCAACAUUAAAAUUCGAUUAUUAAUAAUUUUGUAAGCAAGUAAAAUUUAAUAAAUCUCUUUAAAUCCACCAAAUUUGGUUUACAAAAUAUUGUUAUUGUGUUGCCUAAAUAUUAAAUACAUGAUAUCUACCUAAAAUAGUUAUAUUAUAUCUUGUACGAUAAAUUUUGCUAAGAUUAAGGCAUUAAAAAUAUAAUAAAUUUGGGGUACAAAGUCAAAUGGUAAAAGUCUGUUUGUAUUGUUUUCUUAUCUGUUAUCGCUUAUGUGACAUUCUUUUUGAAAGAUAUUAUUUGAAUGAAAUGACUUAUCAGAAAGUAAAGGAAAAAGUUAAUGAAAUUAGGAAGUUAAAAUCGGAAUUAACAAAAAUAGAAGAGGAAUUAUCUGAACAUAAUAAGGUUGCAAAUGAAAAUUUUGAGAAAUUACAACGUUUACGAACAGAAGAAGAUGAUAAGAAAUAUAAGAGCAAGAUAUAUGAUGAAGCUGAAAAAUGGGAUAAAAAAAAUUCAGAACGUGAAAAUUUAAAACUUGAACAAGAAGAAUCAAUAGAUUCUUUAAUAAAAUACGCAACGCGAAAACGAGAUUAUUGGAAUGAUGUAAUUAAUUUACAUUCAAUAAAUCGUGAUUUUGACAAACCUUUAUCAAAAAUGCCUCAGAAAAUAAAAGAAACCAUUAAUGAAAUUAGGAAGUUAAAAUCAGAAUUAAUAAAAAAAGAAAAGGAAUUAUUUGAACAUGAUAAGAAAUUACAACGCUUACGACGAGAUGAUAAGAAACAUAUGAGAAAACGGAAUAAAAAAAAUUCAGAAUAUAAAAAUUUAAAAUUUGAUCUAGAAAAAUUAAUAGAAUUUUUAAUCAUAUGCGAAAUGCAAAAACGAGAUUAUUGGAAGUAUGUAAUUUUACAUGCAAAAAAUCGUAAUUUUGACGAACCUUUAUCAAAAAUAAAGAAUCGAAGUACGUGAAAAAUUAGAAUAUUGAAAGAUUUUGACAUUAACAAGUCAAUGAGAGGUCAAGAAUAUGGAGUAAUAAGAAAAAAAAAAAAUUUUAAUUCAAAAGCGUAUAUAUAGUGCAUAUUGGUGUGGGAAAAUUAAGCUGCAGCACAGCAGAGCCAAUCACGUGAUUAUGAUAGAUGAAAAUUUAUAAAGUCAAUAUACGAGAAUUUAUUUUCAGAGAAAAAUUGAUUGAAAUACGAAUCCAAUAUGAGAAUAUAUGAGUUAUUCGAAAACAGUAUGGUAUUCAGGAAAGCACAAGAGAAUUAAGAUUUCGAUUAUAGCGUGAUAUUUAAACAAUAUUAUAAAGGACCAGGAAUAGGGUAUUAAUAAAUCUAGUAGUUUUAUCUAAAGAAUUUUCAAUUAAGAAAUUAAAAUUAAUGAGUUA
Messenger RNA from Rhizophagus irregularis DAOM 181602=DAOM 197198, 1371 nucleotides. RefSeq lists its product as uncharacterized. NCBI's taxonomy places the organism in Eukaryota, Fungi, Glomeromycota, Glomeromycetes, Glomerales, Glomeraceae. The record is from RefSeq and is a predicted model, not a curated record.